Rana temporaria (common frog) is the source of this 2253-nucleotide messenger RNA. It is a transcript of the gene ADK, whose product is annotated as adenosine kinase. The transcript has 11 exons. NCBI's taxonomy places the organism in Eukaryota, Metazoa, Chordata, Amphibia, Anura, Ranidae. Bases 137 to 1231 code for a protein of 364 amino acids. Gene Ontology annotation, biological process: purine ribonucleoside salvage. Gene Ontology annotation, molecular function: adenosine kinase activity. Gene Ontology annotation, cellular component: cytosol; nucleus. The record is from RefSeq and is a predicted model, not a curated record.
GUGAGUGGUGGGGAGGAGUACAGUGACUUGUGUGAGGGGAGAGAGCAGAGCACGUUGUCACACCGUCCCGGCAGCUGUACAUUAGUAGCGCCCAGUCAGUCAGCUCUCUUGUAGGCAGAAGUGUGUGAGCGGCAGCAUGAAGGUGGCAUCAGAAGAACCCCAGGCUAAGAAGCAGAAGUUGGAGGAGGAAAAGAAGAAGGCUCUGAGUGAAAAUCUCCUUUUUGGGAUGGGCAACCCUCUUCUAGAUAUUUGUGCGGUGGUGGACAAGGACUUUCUUGACAAGUAUGGCUUGAAGGCAAAUGAUCAGAUUUUGGCUGAAGACAAACACAAGGAGCUGUUUGAGGAGUUGGUGAAAAGGUUCAAUGUCGACUAUCAUGCUGGUGGCUCCACACAAAAUUCAGUAAAAGUGGCUCAGUGGAUGAUUCAGAAGCCGUAUAAAGUGGCAACGUUUUUUGGAUGCAUUGGAACAGAUAAGUUUGCAGAGAUCUUGAAGAAGAAGGCUGAGGAGGCUCAUGUUGAUGCCCGCUACUAUGAACAGAGCGAGCAGCCUACCGGAACAUGUGCUGCUUGCAUCACUGGUGACAACAGGUCUCUGGUGGCUAACCUGGCUGCUGCUAAUUGCUAUGAUAAAGCAAAGCACCUCGACCUGAAGGAGAAUUGGCAGCUGGUGGAAAAGGCAAAAGUUUACUAUAUAGCUGGUUUCUUCCUUACUGUCUCUCCUGAGGCCAUCCUUAAAGUUGCCACACAGUCCUCUGAAAACAACAAGCUCUUCUGCAUGAACCUUUCGGCACCCUUCAUCAGUCAGUUCUUUAAGGAGCCCCUCAUGAAAGUCAUGCCUUAUGUGGACAUCCUUUUUGGGAAUGAAACGGAAGCUGCUACGUUUGCCAGGGAACAAGGAUUUGAGACUGAAGAUAUCAAGGAGAUUGCCAGAAAGGCUCAGGCUCUUCCAAAGGUGAACGCGAAAAGGCCAAGGGUGGUUGUAUUUACACAAGGACAUGAGGAUACCAUCAUGGCAACAGUGGAUGAAGUUGUGGCAUUCCCAGUGUUGGAGAUUGACCAGGGUAAAAUAGUAGACACAAAUGGAGCUGGGGAUGCAUUUGUUGGAGGUUUUCUUUCUCAGUUGGUGUCUGAAAAGCCUUUGGAAGAGUGUAUCCGAGCUGGUCAUUAUUCUGCUAAUGUGGUUAUUCGACGAGCUGGCUGCACUUUUCCAGAAAAACCGGACUUCAAAUAAUGAAAGGGAUGCAGCCUGUGAAAAGAGAUCUGCAGGUCCCUAGUUCCUCCUUUCUCCUCCCCUCUACACAGGCAUAAAAAGGAACUGUACUCUGUUCUCCUGUCAGCUUCACAAAUAUAGUAUAUACCCUCCCCACAUAUCUCUCUACCUCUUCUCCAAUAAAUUUGUCCAGUAUUUGGGGAGGGCAAUGUUUAAAUGGGUGUACUCAAGGUAACUUAACUUGUUGGGUUAUCACUUGGUGAAAUGUAAUUAUCUGAUCAUGCACACUGUCUGGACAACAUUGCUGCUUAAGUCUUAAAUGUAAUAUCAGGUACAGCCUCCUACAACAUUUAUCCAUUAUUUUAUUGGAAGAGAAAAUCUUUAGCAGAAAAACUCUUUGGCAGAUAUUGGUGUGAAUGGGCCUUCAAAUAUUUACGCACAUAUGCUCACAAAUUGUAAUUUAAGAAGCUAAUUGAGUAUCAAUUCAGACCCAGAUUCUUUAGAUCUAUCAACGGGGAUCAGCAGGGCUUACAGUAGUCUUUUUGGAAGGGAAAGGUGUGGUGAUGGCCUCCUAAGAACAUCAUUUUCACAGUUUCUCUGUAGAGGAAAUGUCUUUGUUCUUCUGCUGGGCAACUAUUAAGAUGGUAUGCAGCAGAGCCUGUAAUAUUUACAUUCUCCAGAGCGCAAUAAAUUGCCUUCUGUCAGUGCCCUUAUAGACUGUUGUGUAAGCUAUAUUUUGUUGUAUUUAAUAAUGGUGCAUUGUUUUUUCUAAAUUGGGUACAGACUUCACAUGCAAAACUGUCAGGAAAUGCCAAAAUGUGGUUUUAAACCAAACAUGGCCAAUGGAGGGGGUGGAUACCAAAAUACAUUUGUUGGUUUCCUAUUGAAGUAAUUUUUGGUAGCGGUGCACAGUUUGGUAACAAUAUUGAGGAAAGCCUUUUUUCCCCUCCCAUUUUACUAGUUUGUGACAUUAGCACAGUCUGUGGUACAUUCAUACAAUGUAUAAUUUGAUACUGAAAAAUAAAACAAAAUGGACUUGUUUA